Molecule: messenger RNA, 1668 nt
Organism: Pogonomyrmex barbatus (red harvester ant)
Lineage: Eukaryota; Metazoa; Arthropoda; Insecta; Hymenoptera; Formicidae
Product: glutamine amidotransferase-like class 1 domain-containing protein 3, mitochondrial
Source: RefSeq, a predicted model, not a curated record
AUGUUGCGAUCACGAAUACCAUUCUUUUUGCAACAUGACACAUCCGUUUUUAUAUCUACGCUUUAUAAUAAUCUUCAUACAUCGCAAAAUCUGGCAGGAAAAGGCAAUAAGAAACGUAAAAGCUGUGAAGCCACACCUAUAGCCGUAAUUUUAUGUGGAUGUGGCCGACUUGAUGGCACAGAAAUUUCGGAAGCUAUUUCAACAGCCAUUCAUUUACGACAUAAAGAUAUGAAGCCAAUAUUUUACGCUCCAGAUAUUCCACUUCGUAGCGUAGUGAAUCAUUUUACAAGAGAGAUAGAUACUACUAGUCCUAGAAAUGCUCUUGUCGAAGCUGCCAGAUUAGCAAGAGCAUGCAUUAAACCUCUUUGCGAGUGCGAAGCUUGUAAGCAUGGCGGUCUUAUUAUACCUGGAGGAUUUGGUGCUGCACGCACUUUGAGUAAUUUUGCCGAGAAAGGUACGGAUUGCACCGUGCUACCAGACCUAGAAGAUCUUAUUGAAGAUUUUUAUUGCGAGAAAAAGCCAAUUGGCACUAUGUGUAUAGCUAGUGCAAUUGUUGCUAAAGUAUUGAAGGGUGUGACAGUUACGCUUGGCAAGGACUCACCCAAGAAAGACUGGCCAUACGCUGAUGCGAUCAAGAAGGUUAAAGAUAUGGGCGCUAAAAUUGAAAUGCAAGAUGUUAAAGGAGUAACUUUCGACAAGAAAUAUGGCGUUUUCAGUACACCAGCCUGGUUGUACGAAGCCGCUACCUAUUCGGAAAUUCACGAAGGUAUUGGUCAACUUAUUACAAUGUUAAAAAAGUGUAUGAUUAAAUAAUAUGUUUUUGAAAAUCCUAUCUUGUAACUAUAUUACGUCUUAAAAAUUUACUAUACUAUAUAUACGUAUUUUAUAUCUAUUUGUAUGCUCUCUUUUAUAAACAAAAACUUUUAUAAAUAUAAACCUGUACGUUACUUUUGUAACUGGAAUAUUGUUUGUAUUAUGCACAUUUUAUUUCUACAAAUUAAAAAUAAUUAUUAAAUUAUUAAAAUUAAUGUUACCUACCUUGCAAAAGUGUAUUUUCCUAGCAUUAUUACAGGAUAUUACGGAUAGGAGAACGUUAUUUUCAAAAAAAUAUAUUUUAUUUAAUUUUUUUAUCACGCCCUUUCGAAAUAAAAUAAUUUGAAUUGGGCGUUUUGAAUACGUUGGGUAGAUCAAUAAUCUAAUGGUACAGUUAAUCUAAUCAACAACAAGUGAAACAACAAUGAAUCGAGAUCUACGGCGAAGAUUAUCCAUUGAUUUAGUAUUUCUGUUCGUUAGACAACGCGGCAAUCUUCGCCGCGAAUUUCGUCCGGGGUGAAAGUCGUUCUGGAAUUCUACAAGAAUUCUAGCACGAUCUCUUCACUUUAACUCUUUUAAUUUCAUAAUAAUUGCGAUUGGCAAGAAAUAAGUUUUGAGAUUUUCUUACUAAAUUAUAAUUUUGUCAUAAAUUUUGAAGCCUAUAGUCUCAUUAAAUCUGUCAGCACAAAAAAAGAUAGCAUAUUUUCAUAACCAAUAACGAAUACAAAAUGGGCAGUCUUUAUUAGUUUACUGAAUAUAUAUAGAUCUUCACAUGCUUAUAGUAUAUCCAAUUAAAAGUAAUAUUGCUGGUGCACGCGACCAUGAAGCCGCGCGUCUUUAACAUAAUAUACCACG